Molecule: messenger RNA, 2086 nt
Organism: Punica granatum (pomegranate)
Lineage: Eukaryota; Viridiplantae; Streptophyta; Magnoliopsida; Myrtales; Lythraceae
Source: RefSeq, a predicted model, not a curated record
UUUUAAAACGAACCUCCACUUCCACGGUUCCACCACCACCCCUUCUCCUCCGGCCGAACUGCCAACUCCGCUCGGAGAAUCUCCGGCGCCGCCGAGAUGAACCCUAGAUUGCUCUCUGCCUUCAAUCGGAACCUCACUCGUUUCUGUAGAACCCUAACUGAAGGAGCUCCAUUGGCUUGCAGAGGGUACUACACCAGCAGGACCCGCAAGCCCACGCUGUACUCGAAGAUCAGCCCUCUCGGGAGCCCUAGCACCAGCGUGACCCCUGAGCUCGAGGACUGGGUCCGGGCGGGGAACAAGGUCCGGUUCGCUGAGCUGCAACGCAUUAUCAAGGAUCUCCGCAAGCGAAAACGGUACAAUCAAGCCCUUGAGGUUUCGCAGUGGAUGCAGAAGAAGGGGCCUUUUGCAUUCACCACAACCGAACACGCAGUGCAGUUGGAUUUAAUCGGACGAGUUCAUGGAUUUGUUUCUGCCGAGAAAUACUUUGGUAACUUGAAGGAUGACGAUAAGACCGAGAAGACUUACGGUGCGCUGUUGAAUUGUUACACUCGACAGCUCCAGAUAGACAAGUCCCUCUCUCAUCUCCAGAAGAUGAAGGAGAUGGGCUUAGCUUCUUCUGCUCUCACGUACAACGACAUCAUGUGCUUGUAUACAAAUACGGGCCAGCACGAGAAGGUGCCGGGUGUGUUAGCUGAGAUGAAGGAGAGUGGCCUUUACCCCGAUAACUUCAGUUACAGGAUUUGCAUAAACUCCUACGGUGCAAGAUCUGAUAUUGAAGGACUGGAUAAGAUCCUAAAAGAGAUGGAGACCCAGCCCCAUAUCGCAGUGGACUGGAAUACUUAUGCAGUCGCUGCAAAUUUCUACAUCAGAGCGGGUCUCACCAAGAAGGCUCUCAAUGCCCUGAAGAGGGCCGAGGACAGGUUGGAUAAGAAAGAGGGCUUAGGCUAUAACCAUCUGAUUACGCUCCAUGCCGGCCUAGGGAACAAGUCGGAGGUAUUGAGACUCUGGUCUCUGGAGAAAGAAGUUUGCAAGAGGUGCAUAAACCGAGAUUAUAUCACCGUAUUAAAAUCCCUCGUGAGGAUCAGUGAGCUUGAAGAAGCCGAGAAAAUACUUAAGGAGUGGGAAUCUUCCGGCAACAAUUAUGAUAUUCGAGUCCCCAAUACUGUCAUUUUGGGGUAUAUCGAGAAAGGUUUGCAUGAGAAGGCUGAAUCACUGCUCCAAGAAUUUAUGGAUAAUGGAAAGUAUACUAGCCCUGAUAGCUGGACUAGAUUGGCUUCAGGAUGCUUGGACAAGGGGAAUAUGGAAGCAGUUGAGAGCAUGAAGGUUGGCUUAUCUCUUUGCCAACAGAUGGCGAGGGUUAAGCAGUGGAAGCCCGACCCAAAGGUCGUUAGGGCUAUAUUAGAUUGGCUUGGUGAUAACGGGAGCUUUGAAGACGUGGAGGCUUAUGUGGGUUCACUGAGGCCUGUUGUCGGUGUGGAUAGAGAGAAUUAUCAUGCACUGAUAAAGGCUGGUGUGAGAAAUGGCAAGGAAGUGAGGAGUCUCUUGGAGAGAAUGAGAGCUGAUGGGAUAGAUGAAGAUGAUGAGACCAGACAGAUCUUGUCUCUGGGGCCAGAGUGAAUUGAUCAUCCGAGUAUGGAUACGCUUCCAAGUUCCAACUGAUCGAAACCAGACCUAACAGUACCAUUGGCCCAGUUAUUUCUGCACCAGGUUUUUACUAUUGUACGAUCAUGUUCGAGAUUGUGGUGCAUUGCUCAGAAGAUUUUGUCCGUAAAACAAGAAUCUGUUUGGCUCUGGUUGUCCUGAGCCAUGCCUCGAACGUGAAAUUACAGUUGGGAAUACUGACUUUUGUGAUUCUGUGCGACCCAGCCAGACCUGAUCAUGUGACGGAGGGCUGAGGAUGGAGCCGAUCUAAUUAUCUUAGGCCAGGCCAAUUGUUGAAGUGGCUUUGAUGUUCGAGUCUGAAUUUUGGUCCAAUUCGAGAAAUCUUAACUCAGGCCAACCUCAGCUGGUCCACCAGAAUUUAAUGUUCACAAAGAGAUUUCAAAUUCGACUUUCAUCGAAUAGACAGCCACACUGUUUUAUUAUC